AUGUCGACAAGUACAGUACAGGUCGAGACGACCACAAAGGGCGACGACGUGUCCAUGGCCAACAUGGACGCCGCUCAGAACCACCUAGAGGCUGAGGUUGAAGAGGCCCCCACCGAGAAGAGGUCCCGGACACAUGUAGACAGCAAACCACUGCCCACCGACAGCAUGGUGACUGUGCCGCUCUCAGAUACUGGUGACAAGACACCCGAAGACGAGCAGAACCAAAGCCAAAGAGAAUCAGCCACUCGCCCCGCCAUUAUUGUCGAGGAGCGUAGAGCUUCAUCGCGUACAAACUCUGCCGAGAUUCGGAAUGCCUUUGGACGCCGCAGCAGCCAGGGGAGCAUUGAUUCCCCAACCCCCGAGAGCCCAACCAUUUCCGUGCACGACGCAGACGCUCCAGUGUCACCAAAGGCAGACACAAAGAGGAGGAGCAAUAGCGAUGGCUCGGGAAAGAGUGUUGAGGUCGACUGGGCCGAGCUUGAAAAGAAGGAAGAACAAGAACCAGAGGGCGAGGAAGAGGAAAACGAAGCCAUUAUGAGCAACAGCAAAGCAAACACAAAAGUCUCGCGCGCUCGCAGCCAGUCUCGACCGCCCUCGUUUAACCAUCUCAAGCGCCUUGUGGCCCACGACACGUCCCAAAUGCGCUUCUCCCAGCUCCCCUCGCCCCCGCCCAUGACGGAGCUCGAAUUCUGGGCCGCCCUCGUUCGCGACUACCCCCAAACUGUACAACGCCUCCCCACGCUUUGCCUAAACAAGAUUCGCGGGGGCAUUCCGCCACCACUCCGAGGCGUAGUAUGGCAGAGCGCUGCUGGAUCACGGGAAAAGCUCAUCGAGGACCAAUACGACACCCUAUGCGGGGAAUCGAGUCCCUAUGAAAACACAAUUAACAAGGACCUCGGCCGCAGCUUCCCCGGUGUCGAGAUGUUCAAAGACCCUGAUGGCGAAGGACAAAAGAUGCUGGGACGCGUACUCAAGUGUUUUAGUUUGUAUGACCACAAGAUUGGUUACUGUCAGGGCUUGGGAUUUCUCGUCGGCCCGCUACUGAUGCAAAUGGGCGACAAGGAGGCCUUUUGCGUGCUCGUCAGACUCAUGGAAGAUUAUGAUCUACGUUCAUGCUUUCUCCCGGAUCUAUCCGGCCUUCAUCUCCGCAUCUUCCAAUUCCAAAAGCUGCUCCACCAGCACAUGCCGCAGCUGGCACAACAUCUCGAUACACUCGGGGUCGAGUCUGCAUAUCUGUCGCAAUGGUUUCUGUCCUUUUUCGCAGUUACAUGUCCGCUCCCCAUGCUUUUCCGCAUCUACGACGUCUUGUUUGCCGAGGGCGCGUCCGAGACAAUUAUGCGUGUCGCACUUGCCCUCAUGAAGCGCAACGAGCAAAAGCUGCUUUCGCUGAGUGAAUUCGAAGACGUAAUGCAACUGUUGCUCGGACGUCAACUUUGGGAUCCCUACGGCCGGAAGGCGGGGUCAGCUGAUGAAUUGGUCGGUGAUUUUGUCGGUUUCACAAAUGAUGUGACGCGUGAAAGGUUGCAGGGGUUGGAGCAACAGUACAAGGAGGCCCAGGAAAAGGAUUCGUCAAAGCAGCAGGUCCAGAAAUCUGCCACAUCGUUCCUGGGCCGUCUCUGGGGCCCUAGCAACUCUUCGACUAAAUCGGUUUCACUCAGCCCGGGUCUCUCCGCACCUUCACGACCCGUCAGCUUCCUGAGGCGCUCAGCCUCGAAACAGAGCCUGGCUUCAACACUCAACUCGACUGCGGAAUCCGAUAGUUCGGCCGCGACUGCUAGCACUGCCAUGACGGACCUUUCGCGCGCUUCCAAUGGCGACGCCAUGUCGGUCAAAUCUGGACAUGGUUCCGUUGCCAUGGGCCUAUCUGCAAAGGAUCGCGACUUGCACUAUCAGAUUGAGCAGCUACUCAUGUCAGUCAGCCAGCUACAGCGACAAAAUAGCGAACUGGAGGCGGCAUUACAAAAGCAGCGCGAAGACCGCAGCGAAGACCACCGCAUCGUGCGCACAGUAGUCGAGAAAGUCCGCAAGAAGACGCCCACCCUCGCCGCCCCCUCAACCCGCACCUCACGACGCCGAACCACCGUAACUGCCGCAACAGAUGUAUCGCGCGAAGAUAAACCGACCACCCUAACCGAAGAAGCCACAGAAAUCGUCUCAACACUCGAAUCCCGCUUCCCUGCCGCCCAACUCCACCACCGGGCCUCAAGCAUGUUCGAAACCAAGCAACUCCUCCGCGAAAACAUCACGAGGAUAAAAGAACAACUCGCAAACGAAACACUCCGCGCAAACUCUCUCGCCCGCGACCUCAGCGACCGCGACGCCGAACUCCAAAUCGCACGCGACGCCCUAAAAGAUACCCGGCACCGCCUCCAAGACAGCUACAACCAAUCGCAACGUCAAGAAAAAACAAUCCAAGAACUACGGCAAAUGUCGCGCAAACAAUCUGCCGCUGCAUCUUGGUCUGGCGGCGACAGUUACACUCCCGAUACCCCUCCUUCCCUCUCCCGCUCCACUACCUCGGAUUCCGUUAGCGGCGGCCUCCGCGAACUACGCCUCGGCCGCACCCCAUCCCAGAAAUCAGACCGACCCUCUCACUCUCAACAAUCCACCUAUGCUAAACGCUCCUCCUCGCUGCUCACACAGAGCGUGCUGGCGACUGAGAACAACGCUCCUGCGGAUAGCGAGGCGUUGUUGCUGGAGCUGGUGAAUGCCAAGACGGCCGAGGCGGUGGCAAGGCAGGAGUUGGAAGAACUGCGGAGUCGGUUCGAGGGCAUGAAGAGGGUUAUUAGUGGGAGUGGGACUGGUAGUCCGGUCGUGACACCUAGUCCUGUGCCCAAGGAGACGGGGGCUGCGGCCGGUGGUGGGUGGGGCUGGGGCGGAUGGAAGAGGACGGUUAGUAGUAGUAAUGUUGGUGUUGGGGGUGGGGGCUCUUAG
Molecule: messenger RNA, 2934 nt
Organism: Pyrenophora tritici-repentis Pt-1C-BFP
Lineage: Eukaryota; Fungi; Ascomycota; Dothideomycetes; Pleosporales; Pleosporaceae
Source: RefSeq, a predicted model, not a curated record